This is a messenger RNA of Lucilia cuprina (Australian sheep blowfly), 777 nucleotides long. Its product is annotated as secreted RxLR effector protein 161-like. Lineage: Eukaryota; Metazoa; Arthropoda; Insecta; Diptera; Calliphoridae. The record is from RefSeq and is a predicted model, not a curated record. Bases 1 to 777 code for a protein of 258 amino acids. The transcript is spliced from 2 exons.
AUGGAAAAUGAAUUGGUGUUGGUAACUGUUUACGUCGAUGAUCUUAUAAUUGGAUGUAAGAAUAAAAACCAAGUCUUAGCUGUAAAGCAUUUAUUGGCGAAUGAAUUCCCUGUAACUGAUAAGGGUGUACUACAUCAUUUUCUUGGAAUUGAAAUCGAACGUGUCAAUGAAACUGGCACAAUUUCUAUUUGCCAGUCGCAAUACAUAAAGGAUUUACUCCAGGAGUAUGGGAUGGAAAAUUGUAAGGCCGUUGCAACCCCACUCGAAACUAAUCAUCAGGUAAAUUGUACUGGACAAAACUGCAAGGAAAUACCUCAACGUGAUUACCAAUCCAUAAUUGGAGCCCUCAUGUAUCUUUCGAUAACAACGAGACCUGACAUUCUUCAUUCUGUGGCCAAACUAGCACAGAGAAAUUCGAACCCACAUGAGGAACAUAUGCAAGCUGUGAAAAGAAUAUUACGUUACCUUAAAGGCACGGUUAAUAUGAAACUUGAAUACACGGCGGGUGAAACAUCUAUUGAAGGUUUUGUGGACGCAGAUUGGGGUGGCGAUAACCUUGAUCGGAAAUCAUAUACCGGUUUCGUAUUCUUCAUUGGAAAUUGUCCGGUAUCUUGGCAGUCUAAGAAGCAGUCUUGCGUGGCACUAAGCAGCACAGAAGCGGAAUAUAUGGCCCUGUCAGAGGCGGCGAAAGAGGCAAUUUACUUAAAACGCAUUUUGGAAGAAAUCGGAUAUACAUCAGAUGAUCCCGUCAUGCUCAAUGUUGAUAACCAAGAAUAA